GUUGAGUGCCACCAUUAUUCCCACUAUUCUCUCAUGAUUGCACCCUCAAUUAGUGUACUGAAGUGAUCGUGUCUCUGGAAAGGGAAUGAGAAAAGAUGUCCUUGACUCCAGCUGCUGGCAUCAUAACGGCACGAUGCAUGGACUAUGAUGAUGUCGCAUGGGCUAGGUGUGAUGAAGUAUUUGAGCCUUGGAAAAGCCGGCUGUUUGAACGUGAAGUUCUCCGAGAAAUAGGGCGAUUCAUCGACGAGCAUAGGGGAGGGGUUCCUGACGAGCUUUUUGCUCCCAAGCGGGGAGCGUUCAAUGCUUGGCUUCGGAUGCUAUUCCACGAUGGAGGCUCUGCUGUCAUCCGAUUUCCUUGCCCUGGCGCUUCGAUGUUCCCGGAAGAGAAAGUCAAGCGCGAAGUUGCAGUGAUGCAGUUCUUGGAAUACUUUACCAAUCUGCGUGUACCUCACAUUCUUCAUUACGGAAUGUCAGAGGAGAGCCCCAAGGGCUUUGGGCCAUUUAUCAUCAUGGAGUACAUCAGCAACGACGGCGAUUUCAUCGAUGCACUUAACAUACCUGGCCGCUCGCGUGAUGACAGGCCGAUCUUAGACCCGAACGUCUCACAGGAAAGACUGGAAACUGUCUACAGCCAAAUGGCAGAUAUCAUGCUUCAGGUGUCGAAACAUUCAUUUAACGAGAUUGGCUGCAUCGGCAAAGCUAAUGAAGAGGACGAAUUCGAUGAUAACUGGAUUGUCAAGCACCGUCCACUCACUUUCAACAUGAACGAACUCGUUCAACUAGGUGGAGUUCCGCCUGAAUUACUUCCCCAGAACACAUUCAAAACAGCCUCAUCCUAUUACCAGGCACUGGCGGAGAUGCACAUGAUCCAUCUGUCAUCUCAACGAAAUGAUGCUAUCGAUUCUGCGGAAGACUGCCGACACAAGUAUAUCGCAAGAUGUCUGUUCCGCAAAAUUACCCGGGAACAUCAGCUUUGCGACGAUGAAUCUGGCCCAUUCAAGCUCUUCUGUGACGACCUCCGACCUGGCAACGUUCUCGCGAACGACCAAUACAUGAUGACUGGAGUGAUUGAUUGGGAAUUUACUUACGCGGCUCCUACUGGAUUUGCCUACAGCCCUCCCUUCUGGUUGCUGCUUGAGCUUCCAGAAUUCUGGGAGCAGGGCUUGGAUGAUUGGACGGUGAAAUAUGAGAAGGCUCUGUCGACAUUCCUGAAAGUGCUCAAGGACCAAGAGCAAACAGCCAUUGACCGAGAAACUCUGAAAGAGGCUGAUCGGUUAUCGGAAAAUAUGUUGAAAAGCUGGCAAAGCGGUGACUUUUGGCUCAACUACGCUGCGAGAAAGAGCUGGGCAUUUGACAUGAUAUACUGGGCCAAGAUUGAUCGGCGGUUCUUUGGUGAUGGAGAUCUCAGCGAUCGGAUUAAGCUUUUGACUCCCGAUGAAAGAGAAGAGAUGGAGGGUUUCGUCCAGAUGAAAUUAAAGGCCAAGGAGGAAGACGGCUUGGCUGACUAGGACGAUGGUCUAUUUGCGGUCCGCGCCUGUAUACCAGCAGACCUCCUAGAAAUAUAUUUGGUGACACCGAGAUAUAGAACCACGCGAGC
This is a messenger RNA of Aspergillus ibericus CBS 121593, 1597 nucleotides long. RefSeq lists its product as uncharacterized. The transcript is spliced from 2 exons. The record is from RefSeq and is a predicted model, not a curated record. Bases 96 to 1508 code for a protein of 470 amino acids. NCBI's taxonomy places the organism in Eukaryota, Fungi, Ascomycota, Eurotiomycetes, Eurotiales, Aspergillaceae.